Molecule: messenger RNA, 1671 nt
Organism: Electrophorus electricus (electric eel)
Lineage: Eukaryota; Metazoa; Chordata; Actinopteri; Gymnotiformes; Gymnotidae
Product: claudin-1
Cellular component (GO): membrane; bicellular tight junction
Molecular function (GO): structural molecule activity
Source: RefSeq, a predicted model, not a curated record
AGCUGGAUAUCCACUAUGCUGAUCAAUUGACAGACUCGUCAACAUUUAGAGCUUUAUAGUUGGUACUAAACCGGAGUGUUAAACCUAGAUUAACGUCUACUUUCGUGCUCUUGAGUGUUUUGCCUAAUAUAUAUUUGUACUAGAAAAAAAUAUUUCUCCUCAAAUACAUUUUAAAUGGCAAAUACCGCAGUUCAACUUUUUGGGUGCAUUCUGUCCUAUGUUGGAUGUUUUGGCCUAAUAGCUUCCACCAUUAUGACGGACUGGAAGACCCUUGCACGCGCCAGCGGUGACUCGUUACCUCAGCAGUACGUUGGGUUGUGGAAGAAGUGCACGGAAGUUGCCACCGGACAGGUCACGUGUAAACAUUUUUCUUCUAUUUUCUUUCAAACGCAGCAAACUAAUAUCAGCAGGGGAGUAAUGAUCACCAGCAACAUCCUCUGUGCCCUCGCUUCGCUCGUAGCGAUAUUCGGUCUCAAAUGUACCAGAUGUCUAGACACGAACAAACAAGUAAAGAGUAUGCUUGCUACCAUCGCUGGUGCACUGUUCAUUCUUGGCGGUUUAUGUGCCUUUGGGAUAAUCUCAUGGUAUGCUCAUAAAGUUACUCAAGAAUUUCAGACCGAUAUAAUUAAGUAUGAGUUUGGAAAUGCUCUGUUUGUCGGCUGGAGCGGAGCUUUAAUCUGUGUCACUGGAGGAGCUAUUCUAUGCGUUUGCAGCAGAACACACAAACAGCACAGGGCAAAUACAGCCAAGGCUCCCAUCUCCAAGGAGUCGGGCAGACAGUAUGUUUGAAGAUCUGCAGCAGCUUGGCCAGUUAUUUAAGACAAAAAACCUUACUGAGAAGAUGUGAAAACACUACUAUUAGUAAAAAUAGUGACUGAUACUGUAUGUAGAUUCCCAAAUAAAAAAAUAGCCACAAACGUUAUUGGUAUUUAAUGUACGGUUAUUGUUUAUAAAUCCUUAAUGUUUGUAUCUUAAAAUGUAGACAAUUUUAUCUUUGUAUUGUUGCAUCUGUAUAGAAUCAGAUUUUGUCCACCCAGUUAAUGAACUUUGGUACCAAGAUGGACAUUGCUUUAACAAAUUUUAUUAGUGUUUAUUCAAUGUAUGAAACAUCUAUAAUCUUUAGAUAUGAGUAUCUUGUAAAGUAUAUGAUUAUGUGAAAAAAAAAAAUAUUGAAAAACGUGAUAUGCAAAAAAAAAAAUUGAAACAAAUAAAUGCCAGCAUACACUAAAUGUGAAGUAAAUGUGAAGUAGCUAGUGUGUAUAUACAGUAAAUAUUAAUUGUGUAUAUAGAGUAACUAUAUUUUCACUUGGGUUUUUUGUUUUUGUUUUGUUUUGGGGGGUUUUUUUGGUUAUAAUAUUUUGGAUGUAAUUUAUCAUGAUUAAUCAUGGCCAAUAAACAGGUCUUAGCAUUAAAAAGAAAUUCAGGAUACAUUUGUUCAUUAUUGUUGUAUAAGUGAUUAUGACAAUUUGUAUUCUUUUAUACUUAAAAAAAUGCUUUUAAGUGUGAUUUAUAUAUUACAUUAUUAUUUUAUUCUUUUUGUAUUUACCGAUGUUGUCACAGUCAACCUCCCUGGCAUCACGGUUCCCACACCAACGCUGUUUUUGUUUCAUUCCUGGUUAUGUUUCCUUGUGCUUCCUUGUUUUGUUUCGUUCUGUUCUUUCCUUUCUUGUA